AUGUUAGAGGAGAGGGUCGCGAAGGUUAAGGAGCAGUACGAUGCUUUGCUUGAGCAGACCGUCGGUCUCAUGGGUGACAAAGUGAAGCACCUAAAAGACGCUGAGAAGAAGCUUGUUCCGAAGCCGCGAAAGCACCCAGUCGUCUGCAUCUACUGUUGUAUGCGCAAUCUUCCUUGCGACCGCGGAACGCCCUGUCGUAACUGCGCAAAGGCCAUGCAUGACUGCAAGCGUGCCAUGUGUGCCAACUUCAAGACCGGUAUCUGCCGCAACAAACUCUGCAAUAGGGCACACGAGGAGGAUGCCAAGCACUACGGUAAUAUAGUGCAUGCAGGUCAUGUGCGCAAGGAGAAGGACGAGAACAAACGCACAAAGAAGCGAGCGAGGAGGCGAGGGUAG
This is a messenger RNA of Pyrenophora tritici-repentis Pt-1C-BFP, 396 nucleotides long. RefSeq lists its product as uncharacterized. Gene Ontology annotation, molecular function: metal ion binding. The record is from RefSeq and is a predicted model, not a curated record. Lineage: Eukaryota; Fungi; Ascomycota; Dothideomycetes; Pleosporales; Pleosporaceae.